UAAAUAAAUCCCAAUUUAAUAUUUAAUUUUAAUUCAUGAAGGUAAAUAGCGGUAGUCUUUAUUUCCCUAUGUGAAGAGGUUUUUUUUGUUUUGCGUAGGAUAUUUUUUAAUACAUUUUUUCAUAUUGCCGAAAGCUUUGAUGAUAAAAAAGUCCUUUUAUGUUAUUUAAAAGCAUCAUUCUCAAUUCGUUAAGUCGACAGGAUACUUGUACGAUAUUUUCCGUAUUUCAAUGGAAAAAUUCUUAAGUUGGCAAUAUUAAAUUUAUGCUUAAGAUACACUCGUUUCAAACUUUCUAUUGCUAUCUCGUAUUUUUCUAUUUUUGUUCCUAUUGCUGUCUCUUGUUUUCAGUACAUUUCUUUGUUCUAUGUUCUAUCAUGCUACAAAUUCAAUGAUGCGAAUAUGGAACAUGACCUUCGAAAGUGAUGUCCAAUCUUAGUUGGAAUCGAGGAUCGAUCGAUCCACAAUUGCAAUUUUUUUACAAAGAUACAUCGUUUAUGUAGAAUUUUAGUACCGUACCCACAACAUAAAUAACCAUUAGAGAAAAAUCUUUAUGCACGUAAUUAUGAGCAUGUUGGUAAAUAAGGUAUAUUUCGAUAACGGACUACAGUUCGCGCUACAUUAUUAUUUUCAUGUGCAGUUUUUUUUUUAAAUAUAAAACAUCAUAAUGUUUAUAAAAUUAUGUACCAAGGCUCGUAUUUUGAAUAUUAUAUUAUUAUGGAUACAGUAAAAUACAACGAAUUUUAAGAAGGUAGCAAUUUUUCUAUCUAACUUUUUUUUUAUUAUUCUUACAAACUCAAUUUUAACGAAAUCGAUUGAUUACAAAACUAGUACAACCAAGCCCUAAAGCGCGCGAUAUUCAAUUAUUUUUUCAAUGUUCAUUUGCAUUCGAAUUUAUCAUGGCUGGCCUCCUUUUGUAAAUAUAUAAAAAUAUACACAAUAAAAUGGAGGACGAGGAGUUUGUAGGUUGCAUCAGUUGCAUGAACACCAACGAUUUAUGCGACCUAUUUGCUUUGUACGCGGAAAACACGGAAACUUAUGCGAAAAUGUUUGAAACCUGUUUUGAUUUAAAGGUACCAAAUCAUCUGAAAUACAUUUGUUCGGACUGCGUGGAACAUUUGGAGAAGGCUCUCGCAUUCAAAGGGCAGACUACCAAAAGUCUGUCCAUGUUACAACAUGUCAAAGAUGAAGAAUACCUAGACGAGUCGAUUCUAGAAGAAGCGGAAGGCAGUUCCAGCGAGGGUAAGAAACUGGUGGUGCUGAAGAACGUGGGCUCCGAUGGAGAGGAUGAUGAUCUGGAUGAAGAUCUAGACGAAGAGCACGCUAUCCAGGCUCUGGACGAGACCACCUGCAUAUACUGCGACCUUCAGCUGCCAACAGUUGAGGAUGUCCAUGACCAUAUCAGGACAGUUCAUGAGCUGGAACCCCGGACUGGUCUGCCGCUCCGGGAGUGUUCCCUCUGCGGAGUUGCUCUGAGAGACCCUGCGGACCAUCAUAACAGAUGUCAUGGCGUCAAAUCAGAUUCAGAUGGCCGGAAGUACCCGUGCCACUUCUGCGAUAACAUCUAUGUUAGCAAGAAGGCUUGCUUCACACAUCUGCGGAUGAAACAUGGAUUAAAACUAUGCAACGAACAGACACCGAAAUACGUGCCACGGGAACGUAAGAAAUGCCACAUGUGUAAUAGGGAUUUCAGUCAGAAACAAAUACUGAACAAGCAUCUGUGGAAGGCGCAUGGAUUUGAGGUGGAAAAGCGCAAAGCAUUCAUAUGCCCGCUCUGUGACGAGCGUGUCAGCUACGGAUCUAACUUCAGCGCGCAUCUGUUGCACGCGCACCGCGUCCACGAGCAAGUUGAACAGUUGGAGUUCCACAAUAUGGAUGAUUUCAUGCUAUUCAAGAGCGCAAUACAAGAGAAAACUAAGUACCGCUUUAGGAAGACGACGGCUAGCAAGCAGACCAUUGAAGGAGUUCGAUCACAUUAUAUGUGUAGCCAAUCGGGAGUGUAUGUGUACCAGGGUAAAGGCAAGCGCCCGGCCCCCGAGCGUCAGAUAUACAAGACAGGCAAAGCUUGUCCAGCUCAUAUGAUAGUCACGGAGACCAUGGAUCGGGUCCUAGUGACCUUCUACAAGACACACGUGGGUCACGGCCCCUGCCCUUACUUUGAGCCACGCGAACCGAAGAAAAUGAAGACUGAUUCUCAAAGUUCCAAUUCAAUUGUGAUACAUGAAACUAUGAAGUCGGAUCUAGAGCCUAAAGAUGAGAGUGACACAGUAGAGGAGUCGUCGCUGAUGUGUGACGCAUGUGGGAUGUCGUUUGGUGACUCCGAUAAGUUUAGGGACCACGUCGCCACUCACGGCUUGGAGCUGUUCCCCUGUCAAUAUUGUGAUGAUGAUUUUCAAAAUCUGGACGCCUGGACACGACAUGUUCGUUUAGAACACAAUAUGGCUAGUCUGUUUUAAACAUCAUAGUUAUAAAUCUUACACCUUGCAGCCAUAUUUAAUAUCGAUACUCUGACAAAUGCCACUCAAGUGUCAAACUGACAUUGCACUUGUCAAGUGUGCAAAAAAAAUAAAAAAUAUUGACGUUCUCUAAUGUCUAUGACCGACAGUAGAACCAUAGAUUAUAUUUCGCGCUAUUUUCAAAUAAGUGUCAAAGAAUUAUCAAUUUUAGUUUUGUACAGAAGAUGAAUUUGUUUUAGCUUGACAAUGAAGUGUUUAAUUGUUUAUUAUCAAUAAAUAAAUAUAUUUUGAAGUA
Molecule: messenger RNA, 2748 nt
Organism: Trichoplusia ni (cabbage looper)
Lineage: Eukaryota; Metazoa; Arthropoda; Insecta; Lepidoptera; Noctuidae
Product: PR domain zinc finger protein 5-like
Exons: 12
Coding region: 942-2453 (503 amino acids)
Source: RefSeq, a predicted model, not a curated record